AUGGCGACAGAUAAGAAUAUUCCUAAAGCGGCCAAGUUCGUUCUCGGUGGAUCAGCAGGGAUGACGGCAGCAGCCAUAGUUCAACCCCUCGACCUCCUCAAGAAUCGCAUGCAACUUUCGGGGAAGAGCGGCCAGAAGCAAUUCAAAACGAGUUUCCACGCUCUGAACCAUGUCCUUCGAAACGAAGGCUUUUUUGCACUUUAUAAUGGGUUGAGUGCAGGUCUCCUCAGACAAGCAACAUAUACUACAACGAGGCUUGGAAUAUACACUUGGAUGCUUGAAAGUUUCACCAAGAAAGAUAAGCCGCUGUCUUUUCCUGCAAAAGCAUCAUUGGGAAUGGCUGCAGGAGCCUGCGGAGCGUUGGUGGGUACCCCUGCUGAUUUAGCCCUGAUCCGGAUGACAGGCGAUGGACAUUUGCCACCUGAACAGCGCAGAAACUACAAAAAUGUCAUUGAUGCGUUAUUUCGCAUAGCUAAAGAAGAAGGAAUUCUCACGUGGUUCCGAGGUUGUGGACCAACAGUCAUCCGAGCAAUGGUAGUAAACGCAGCACAGCUGGCAACGUACUCCCAUGCAAAGCAAUUGAUUCUUGCAACAAAGAGAGUUAAAGAUGGUAUUUUCUGUCAUUUUCUAGCCUCAAUGAUUUCGGGUCUGGCAACCACUGUUGCUUCUAUGCCAGUUGAUAUUAUAAAGACUAGCCAGCAGGUGGUUACUGUCGGAAUCGACGCAAAUGCGAAGAUGGGACUCGAACAGCAAUCCGAUGAGCUAGGAAAAUGGUAUUAUUCAGCGGAGUGCACGUCGGACAACGGUGACCGUCUGGUCGACUUGUGCGAACAGACGGGCCUCAUCAUCGCUUCCACGUUUAAGAAGAAUCAUCUACUCCAUCAGCUUACGUGGCAGGGUUCUCCUCAGCUUCGAGAUACGGUUCCACAAAAGAAACCAGGAGUUCCUCUUCAACUGAAAAUCGACAUGGCAGGUCUGAAAGACGACGAAUGCAGAACAAAACUCCGCCAACGUGUGUCUAUUCAUGUUCGAGUACGGACCAGGAAGAAGCUUAGCGAUGCGGAUUCCUUCACAAAGUGCAUCCAGGAAGCUGCAAGGGAAACGCUCCCGGUUCUAUUGCCGCGGAAGAAGUUUGCCUUUGCAUCUGCGGAAACAAAAUCCACGUACAAUUCUGUAUGUGUCGCGCGCAGCGCUGGUGACUUCAACCGGGAAAAGCGUCUUAGAAGGAAGCUGCGUCGUCAACUGCAACAAGACCGCGAUAACGAGUGGACGUCGAGAGCGAUCGAGUUUGGAAGGCGUGGGAGGACAGGAACCCGCGGAAAGUCUAUGCUCUACUAA
Molecule: messenger RNA, 1338 nt
Organism: Necator americanus (New World hookworm)
Lineage: Eukaryota; Metazoa; Nematoda; Chromadorea; Rhabditida; Ancylostomatidae
Exons: 9
Coding region: 1-1338 (445 amino acids)
Molecular function (GO): transmembrane transporter activity
Source: RefSeq, a predicted model, not a curated record